Molecule: messenger RNA, 3132 nt
Organism: Castor canadensis (American beaver)
Lineage: Eukaryota; Metazoa; Chordata; Mammalia; Rodentia; Castoridae
Source: RefSeq, a predicted model, not a curated record
AUGAAUUCAUCUUUCCCUUUAGGUAAAGAGGAUGAAUAUCCAAAGAAACCUUUGGGGCAGCUUCCACCUGAAUUUCAUUCUGGAGGUACUAAUCACCUGAGCAAUGGACAAAGAAGUGUUGGCAGACCCAGUCCCCAUCUAAGCAGCAGAAGAGAAAGUGGGUCCUCACCUCACAAAAAACAUGAGCAUUCCCCUCACCAUCACAGUAGAGCUGGUACACCAGAAAGAGUUCAGCAGCUAAGGCGGAAAUCGGUGGAUGAGGAUAGUAAAAACCCGAAAGAUGAAGCAAAGUUUCAAAGAAAACCUUCAUCAGGUCCACAAGACAAUUCCAGACACUAUAAUCAUGCAGCUGCUAACCAAAAUAGCAAUGCUACUUCAAAUAUCAGGAAGGAAUUUAUGCCCAAGUGGAAUAAACCAUCAGAUAUUUCAGCUCUUGAAAGAACUGCCAAGUAUGCCAUUGAAGGCAGGAGUAGAUCACUGCACCCCACCCUAACAGUCACCGUCCCAAGUUCUGCUGAUACCCGAGUCUCAAAUGUAAGGCAAAAGAUGAAGGUUUUGGAUGCUGGUGAUGGGAAGCGGGGCUCCAAUGCAUCACAGUAUGAUAACGUGCCUGGGAGUGAAAAUGAAAAUGGAGGUUCCGUUGAAGAUGCCUCUGCUUUCUCCCAAAGUCCACGGAACGUCGUUCACUCUAACAGUCCAAGAAAGCAUGCUGAGCCAAGUUCUAGUUCAUCAAAAAUGUCCAACAAGUUUACUUUUAAAGUGCAGCUUCCAAGCUAUAUAAGAUACCCAUCCCAGUUAGAAGGGGAAGACCGAGGGACUGUGCAUCCACCCUCUUACAGCAAUCCCCCUGUUUACCAUGGAAAUUCUCCAAAACACGUUCCCACUGCUAACAGCAGCUCUGGAUCCCCUCAGAUCAGCCCUGGGGCUCAAAUGAAUCUUUCCAGGAGACCUUAUGGUUCUACUCUUUCAGUUGAUACUUCCCCAGAAAAAUCUUUCAGCCGCCCAACUCCUAUUGUUCUGCCCUCUAGUCGAAUAGAAGUCCUUCCUGUUGACAUUGGUGCUGGGGGGUAUGCAGGCCAUUCAGGAUCACCAAAGAAUGGAAAUUUCAUCAUUCCUCCAGUGGAUUAUUUGCCAGAGAACAGAAAGUGGUCAGAAGCUAGUUAUACAUACAGACCUGAGAUACAUGGACCAUCAUGGACUCGAGAUGCUAGUCGUAGCCAUUUAAGCAAUUUACCAAAAUAUGCACCCUUUCAACAUGUGCCCUUUCAAGACCAUAAUCUCCCAGCAGUUUCAGUAGAUAGUCCUGUGCGGUAUAAAAUGUCACCAGCUGUAGAAGAUGCCAGUCCAGCUGGGUAUCAGUAUGCAGGGCCCUCGCCUCCAGCAUAUCACUACAGAAACCGAGAAGGGCUUUCUGUUCAAGAAUCAGUAUUGCUGUGAGAGUUUUUCUCUUCUCUCUGAAGACAAGAGAAUAGAAACCAUACAAAACCUACAUUGCUAUGUUUAUACUUGCCAAAGCAGUAUUUUAUACUAUUGUAAACAACUUGCACAAUUCUAAUGUAUGCUAGUAAUAAGAAUGUAUGUAGAUGCUGCUUAAGAUGAGCAUUUUGAAUUGCAUCAUCACUGAACCUGUUAAAAGAAUUUAACCCGGAAACAUAGCAAUAGCAUUUAGGGAUGCACGAACAAUUAUGAUUCUUUACUCAGUUUCAUUCAUAUCUUUCUCCAAACCUGAACAUUUUUAUCUGUUGGCCCAUUCUACUUUGACUGAUGUUACGGAGCACUGAAAAACUGUAGAGGAGAUAUUUUUAAGGCUAUAUGUAGUUUGUCUUUCAUAAACACUAUAGCAUCUGUGCAUACACAUUUGAAUGCAGAACUGAAGAAAUGGUUUUUAAAACUACUUUUAAUGUAGAACCACAGAAUAAUGUUAAUCUUUUUUUCCUUAACUUAUCUUUCAGUUCAGUUUUCUGCCCGUAUUUUUAACCAGGCCCUAAACUGCCUAAAGCAUUUGCCCUGACUUUAUUAAUACAGCAUCUCAGCAAAUGCUCACCAUUCUCUUUCAGUUGCUGCCAUUUUAUUUCCAUGUGAAGACUGAAGGCAUUGGAGAGGAAGGCUAACUAAUUAAUGGUGCUUAAAAAUCAGGGCAGUUAAUGUAAGUUUAUGGCCGGAGGUGCAGCCCUGCUUAUAUCCUUUUUCACCAGAUCAGUCUUAGUGCUUUUGUCACCUUGACUCUGGUUUGGCUCUUGCACAACUCAGAGUGCAGUAUUUCUCACCAGAUGCAAAGGAGAUGCUAUUGCACAGCUCUCCAGAGAGCCUAUUCAUCAUGCAGCGCUCAGAGUGGCAGCAGAAGGAAUGCCUUUGAAGCUCCUUUGAAAGCAGGGUUAAGAUAUGGUUACUUCUCACUCUGCCUCUUAAAUUCUUACAGGGCCUUAGGAAGAGCUGGCCCCAAGGUGUCUGUUUGCAGGGUCUUUUUCCUUCCUGGCACUCUUUCUUGAAGAAUAUUAUCCAUGUUAAAAUUAUAGAAAAAACCCAUAAUUAUUAAUAGGCAUCUAGGAUUUUGAUCUUUUAAAAAAAAUACAGUGUGAUUGUUUUACUUCUGAAUUUUUUUUCCCUUUUCAGUGAAAAAAUUCAGGUUAAUGGUUAAAAAACAAAUCAGUGAUGUCUUUAAAAAUAUUCUAUUACACUACAGUUGCCAAAACACUGACAAAGUUUUGGGUACUCUAAGAAAAGAUGACUUUGUGUUUAAUUGGAGUUCUUGUUUUCAGCGUUACCUAACAGAAGGUAGAAAGUCUAAUGUUGAUGGCUCUUCCUGUUGCAAGUUGGGGCUUUAAACUUUUGAGGUACAAAAAUAUGUCCUAAAAAUGAAAGUAACAUUUGUUUAGCUAGUGAAUGUGACAAUAUCUUAAUGUGUACAAUGAGUCGAUGUAAUUUUAAUCAACUUGGUGAUGAUGUUAUUAAAUGACAAAACAAAUGCAGUGUAUUAAAACUAAACACUACACUGAAACUGAAACAAAAUCCUGGUGAUGUAACUGGGCUCGAUUUAGAUCAUGUGGAAGCUGAGAAAUAAAUGUGUAUAAAAAUGUAGAUGAGGAUAUUAAUUCCAAUUUUUAAACUAUGAUUCUGUGACUUGUAAUUGAC